AUGCUGGAUCAGAGCUUGUUAGGAGAAUUGCAAAGAUGGCGCCUGGGAUCGGAGGCUUUGGAGGGCUAUUUCCCCUUGGCCUAUCUUGUGGCCGGUACAGAUGGCGUAGGAACUAAACUUAAGCUGGCAUUUGAAACUGGAAUACAUGAGACUAUUGGGAUUGAUCUGGUUGCAAUGAGUGUCAAUGAUAUUGUCACUUCAGGUGCAAGGCCUUUAUUUUUUCUUGAUUACUUUGCUACAAGCCGCCUUGAUGUUGAUCUUGCUGAAAAGGUUAUAAAAGGCAUUGUUGAUGGUUGCCAACAAUCUGAUUGCACUCUUUUAGGUGGAGAGACUGCAGAGAUGCCAGAUUUCUACGCAAAUGGCGAGUAUGAUCUUAGUGGUUUUGCUGUUGGCAUCGUGAAGAAGGAUUCAGUUAUUGAUGGGAAAACCAUUACGGUUGGAGAUGUCCUCAUUGGCCUGCCAUCUAGUGGAGUUCAUUCCAAUGGUUUCUCUCUUGUUAGAAAGGUUCUCGCUCGAACCGAUCUUUCUUUGAAGGACCAACUUCCUGGUGAUUCUAUUUCAUUAGGUGAAGCUUUGAUGGCACCCACUGUUAUAUAUGUUAAGCAGGUGCUUGACAUUAUCAGCAAGGGAGGUGUCAAAGGGAUAGCCCACAUCACAGGUGGUGGUUUUACAGACAAUAUACCUCGAGUGUUUCCUAAAGGACUCGGGGCUGUCAUUUAUAAGGACUCUUGGGUGGUUCCCCCCGUUUUCAAAUGGAUCCAAGAGGCUGGAAAAAUAGAAGAUACUGAAAUGAGGCGGACGUUUAAUAUGGGAAUUGGGAUGGUUCUGGUUGUUAGCAAGGAAACUGCUGUUACAAUUCUUGAGGAUGGUCAUAGGGCGAGUAUUGUUUACUACAUCGGUGAGGUUGUAAGUGGUGAUGGAGUGAGCUAUCAAUAA
Molecule: messenger RNA, 936 nt
Organism: Ilex paraguariensis (yerba mate)
Lineage: Eukaryota; Viridiplantae; Streptophyta; Magnoliopsida; Aquifoliales; Aquifoliaceae
Source: the annotation of a GenBank genome assembly